AUGGUGGACAGUUCAAGUUACCACUCAUGUAACAUCAAUACUAGUAUUGCAAGCAACAAGAAACUGUUGAACUGUGACCAACCGUCAAAACUUCAUUGGACAAAACUAUUGUUUUUACCACUUACUCCCUCUGGGGAUGCUGGUUAUAAUCCAGGAGAGACAUACUAUUACAUCUGUGAGUACCUGAACUUACAUAAUUACAUGUAUGGGUUUUUCACAUGGAAGGAGGAGGAUCCUAGAAGGCAAACAACCUUUCGUUGGGUUUACAUGCAAAAAUUUUGGUCUGUGUGAUGCCUUAAUUAAAGUAGAAAAAGAUCUAGAAUGAAUUAAAAAUGGUGGGUGAUAAAAACAAAAAUGUAGUUUGGGUUCUUUUGCUCUCUUUGCUGGCCUUAAUAACUACCUUUCAGCAUAAUUAUUACAAUUUUCAGCUCAUGGUAUCGCUAAACAAAAUUGUCAACCUUUAUUGCCAUGAUUAGCCACUGAUUGAAAAACUGCCAUUUUUGUCUGGUUUGUCCCUUGUAGUACCAGCUAAGGAUCUUCCUAGUGCAGGGCUCAAAGUUAUCUUUUUAGUGCACUUGCAAAGUUUUGCUAGUAAGAUUUUUUUCCGCUAGCAAACUGGUGAGACCACAAGCAAAUUAUUUCCCUUUGUUUGGGAGACAUGGAUAAUUCUAACUCGCAAUCGUUUGCUAGUGGAUAUUUUUCUUACUCGCAGAUUAUCAAAAUCACUCGCAUUUUGCGAGUUUGCGAGUUAAUUUUGAGCCCUGCUAGUGAAGGCAGUUUAGCUGGUGCUAGGGAUCGUAGUGCUAGGGACAGAGACAACACUUUGUAUGCAAACCAAACACUGAAAACAUAUGGUGCUACAAGGCUGUAAGAUGAUCUGUCUCCCAGGAUCUUCCUCCCUCCAUUUAAAGAGUCCCUAAUAAACUUGCACCAAUUUGACCUCUGUUAUCAGUAAAUGCAGUUAUAUGCUAUUAAAUGGAGUCAACAGAAAGGAGCAUGUCUUCCGUUGUAGUCAAUGGCACUUCAGGGGUGCUAGGAUUUCAUUGUGCUCAUGUGUUACAGCUACUGUGUUUGGCAUGAGUAUGAUCAAACAUGAGUGUUUCUUUAGCAAUGGCAUUGUCUUGGGUGUGUUGUUCUUUUAAUGUGUAGUUCCAGAAAAUAUCCAUACUCCCCCCACAGAAGGGAUUGGAAAUUCCUGGGGGGUGGGGGGUUCUCAAAGCCUCAAAGAUUUAAGUAAAUGUAUGAAGCUUGACUGGAAUUUCCAGAGAGGUGGGGGGUUUAAGGAAAAAUCUCUUCCGUGGAGGAGGUAUGGAUAAUUUUUGGAACCACACAAUGAGUUUUUCUCUUGCAUUCGUCUUCAAACAUUAGUUUUUGAGAACUUUUUUCUUUCAUUCUUCCAUUUCAAUAUUAUAACUGUAACAGUGUAUCCUCCAUGUUGGAUAUGGUGUCUUCCUUGGCACCUUUAUCUCCAGCUGUAAGUAUACUUCAUCGACUUCCAUAACCCAGUCAAGGAGUGGAUAGGUUAAUUAAUAUUGAUUUAGGAAUAUUUUCUACCAGUUGUAUAUUUUUAAAUAUUAAUAUUUCCUGGCUUUAGCUACUUCUGAUGGUGGUAAGAGUUCACUGGAUCAGACAAGUGGAGGACAUUGUAAGACCAAUAACAUGAAAUUAGAAGUAUAUAUAUGCCGAGAUAAAGAAGGUAAUGUUUGCUUUUCUGACCAACUAUAAAUUGAACUGGAUUUAUUGAAGAAAUAAAUAAUACUCGACUAUGGAUAAAGUGGGACUUGAAAAACUUUAAGCAAGGAAAUCCUUUUUUUGUGUAGAAUUAAUCCCCUACUCAGUUCUUAUAUACAUGUAAUCUUCAAGCAAGCUCAACUUGUAAUUCUUUUUGAAAAGAGCAUUCUUGUUGUGAAUGAGAUUGGAGUCAUUAACAUCUUAGUCAUUAUUUUUAGAUAAACAUUGUCCUGAAGCCACGUCAAGACCACCAACCACCUCUGCAGCUGCAUCUCACUUGGUAACAGAUACAAUUUCGUCAUCCACAUUAUCACCAGUUGGAAGCAGUACAAAGGCUCCAGCUUCUACAGCUCCACCAACCACAGAACCAUCUACCUGGCUGGUGAACCAAAACAUCACUGACCCCCCUCCCAAGGAACCAGCAGAUGUAGGGGCAUUCAAAAGGGAUAAACCUACAUCAACAGGUGGUACGUAGUAUUUGAGAUUUUACUAACAACCUCAAUGUCUUAACACAUGUUAAGUUAGAACCUGUGAGUGAAUGGACCAGCCAAUUUGAUCACGAAAUAGGUUUUUCUUCGAGAGUUUUGACCAAAAUUCAUCACUGCCAUGCACACUAUACAAUGUACAUGUAGGAAUACACUAACCUGACUGUUGGCUCAUCCUCAGUGUAAAAACCUGUGAAACUCAUGAAUGACGUAAAACAAUGAAUACAAAGAAGCUACUGAGAAGUCAACAAAAUAGAGCCAACGACAAUAAUAGUUAGAAAACAAAGAAAAACUUCACAGGUUUUUGCUCUGAAGUGAACCCUGACUAUUUCUCACUUUUUAGUUCAGAUGAUCAUGUGCAAUUUUAUUGUAUGAUUUUCUGUAAGGCAAGAGCCGUAAUGUUUCAAACCCAAACCACAUGAGUAUAAACAGUUGGCAGUUUCAACAUGAUUCUUUGCAGCCAAAUUGCCACCGGUUCAGCAAUGCUUGGGAUAUAGUGCAACGUACAUGCAGCAAUUUUUGUAUACAUGUACAUCUAAUUAUGUAGGAAUUAAUUACCAAUAAUUCUUCAUUAUUUUAUCUCUUUACAACUACAUGUACCAUAAAUCCUCUGUGAAGCUCCUGGGGCAGGGGGGGCAGGGGGAGCAGGGGAGGGGUGGGGGAUUAUUAUUUUAUUUCAAACAUAUUUGAGGGGGGGGCCUUAAUAGAGAUGGGAGGCUUAUUCAAUUUAGCAAAGAAGAUGGUAUCAAUUCUCCGUAAAGAACUAGAAUGCAUAGUGGAAAAGCUCAAGUACAAGAAGUUGGAGGUCAUGCAAAUGGGGUUAAAAAACAAAUCUGAACUUCCAGCUGGUGAAUAAAAUAUCAUCCUGGAUCAGUCCACACAAAGUUAUACAGUCACAGUAGACUCCUGACAGUCGUGAUUGAUUAAUACAGUCUAUUUUUAUCAGUGAAUAAUAAUAUGGGGGAGGGGAAGCCUAAAAGAGAGGGGCCCGCUUCACACUCUAAGUCGGCCGUGAAGGGUCAAAUGCUUGGGCUUUGUCUGUAGUCCCUCAUUUUUCUCUCUCCCCGCUGCGUGUCGCCUUUUCUCGUCUCGUGUGGGGUGAUUUUCACGCACACUCAUGUUUCGCUCGCUCUACUAUCCCUGAGGAAAAAUGGGGGACUAUUCUGACUUUAUUGCCAACAUGCGUACAUGUAUGUGAUUAAUAUUUUUUUCAUAUAACUAAUCAUUAAUUACUUUCUUCUUGUAGUGUCUCUAUUGAUAGUACCUUUAGUAGUAUUAGGAGCAGUGCUUGCUGUCUCCGUGGGAGUGAACAUUUAUUUCUUUAAGUGAGUAUGAACAUUAUUGCAAAACCUCAAACCACCAUGAUAUUUUCACACAUGAAAAUCAUAACAUGGUUUCUUCUUCACAUGUGAAAAGACCUCCUUUGCUAUGGUCACUGCAUUAUAAUAAGUCGCACCUUUUGCAGCAAAAAAACACGUCAAAAAAAACACGUCAAAGAGAAAUGGUAUUUCAUUUGUGUUUAUACAAUGUAUAAUGAAUAGAACAUGACAUGGCUACUUGGAGAUAUGGAAUUUCUCUCUGUAAAGAGAAAUUUUGAAUCUUUCAGUCGAGUAGUGCAACUAUACUGGGAUUUCAAUAGAUAAUUAUGUCAUAUUAAUUGAACAAAAAGAAGGUCUUAUAUGACAGAAUUAUAGGGCUGCAAAUAACAGUCGGUCAUCGAACAUUGGAGGACCAAAUUUGCGAGUGUCUGACAAAAUCCCACCUGUGUUUGGACAUUAGCAUAUGUUCGGAGAAUUUUUUGUCGUAAAUCAUUUUAUGGUAAGGAUGAUCUCAAAUUCACGAAACAACAUUGAAUUGGGUAAUGAACUGAAUGAAGUUUCCUGACCUGUACAUUAGCAUGGUAUUGUCCUCUGUUUUACCCAAUAAAGUUAACCUUUUUUUGGUGAUGUCUGAACAAGAUGGUGUCGUAGAAGGACAAUUAAGGAGGCAGCAUGGUUGAGUGGUCAGUGUGUUGGACUUCGGGGUUCGAGUCCCGCUCUGGCCACUUGCUGGAUUUGUUCUUUGUGGUCCUGAGUUCAAAUCCUCGGCCAUGCUUGUAAAUAGCCAACUGGUUGCCUCCUGCCUUUUUACCGUAUUUACCCGUGUAUAAUGCGCACUUUUUUUACGACAUUUGAGGCUGAAAAAUUACGCUGCGCAUUAUACACGGAACCUUUUGUUUCCGAAGCGCUACUCAUUUGCAUAAACAAAAGAAACAAUAGCAGAUGGCUGUUUCCAGGACUGUUGUUAUGACAAGAAUAUAAACUACCUAUUGUAAAUAGGCCACUAGGAUCAUUGCUGUACUGUAACAAAGAUUGUAAGAAAAAAAGUCGAGCUUUUCUUCUGUAAACUUAAAGUUUACGGGUACUUGUAAUAAACUGUUAUACUGAAGAAUAUUUUGUUGUAUUUUGCGCUGAAAAUGUUUCGGUUUGUGGCUUUAAUGACAAUAGGAAUUACAAUUUUUUUCUAGAAAGUGUCUUGAAAAAUAGGGUGCGCAUUAUAUACGGGUGCGCAUUAUACACGGGUAAAUACGGUAAUCCUUUUAUGUUGUAUUUGAAUUAUUUGUUUCUUAGUAUUAUUGAGUAUCUUUACUGAUUUUGAGAAAAAAACCCGACUGUUUUGCAGUCUAAUUAUUGAGUGGAGUGCCUGUAAACUAAUUGGAUAAGCUAAGUGCACUUUCCACUAUAAACGAGCCCUUAAACCUUAAAACCUUUUUUUAAAAUUAUGUCCUUUCAAGAAAAAAAAAUUAUUUGCCACCCUGCACUAUUAGUUUUACAUUUCUGCUCAAUGACUUAAUGAUUGAUAAAUGAUAAAACUGCUGUAUUAAUUAAAUUAUGGCACUGAAAGUAAUGCAACUGGAAGUAGAUUCACAUUAGGAGAUGCAUUCAGCUGUUAUUAAUAAUCCUCUCUCUUUCUAUCGUUCAUUUUUGCUUGCUUUUCUGUCUAUUUACCUGUGCAAUGACACAUUUUUUGAUGCUGCAUCCAAACUAGGAAACAUGCUUCUUGCAAUGCUUUCAUUAAGACUGGAUGAAUAACCGGUUAGGUCUUAAUGGAAAGGAGAAUAUAAAACUGGUUUUGGUGGAAUAUUUGAAAAAAAAUUAAUGUCAUAAAAAUAACAGUCUUCAUUCAGAGAGGUCACUUCACAACAGUGAUAUUCUGUAUGGCUCUGCUUUUAGAUAAAUAAAGUUAUUAUUGCUGUUCACUUUUUAGGAAAUAUAAAAGAAAACCAAAGAGCAAGAAAACUUCUUACCAAAGAGAAGGGAGUCAUGGCCCUUUAGUGCCAAGUUCUGUGUAAUAAUUUUAUUGAAUCUUAUCACCAGUAAUAGUACUAGUAACCAGUAGUGAUUUAUUAUAUGGGUUAAACUGCAAGUAGACAAGACGAAGCAAAUUCUGUGUUCUUAUUUGAUACCUAAGAGGGUAAGAUGGGCCACUCCCACGUUGGUUCAGGGUAAAAUCUGUUUGGUAUUGUUUCAUGGUUGUUUUUCUUUUGUUUUACAUUAUCUGUGACCGGUACAUGAGGUAAAUGCCCAUGUUGGUACUGCAAGAAAAAGUUAUCUUUUUGGCCAUAUAAUAAAUUGUUUAUUGACCAAGCUUGUUUGGUCAACAUGGCUGGAUAUUGGCCUCAUUCUUUUUCGCACCUUUGUUGACCUCGACUUCCCCCUGCUCCAUAAAACCCGAAAAGAGAGCUUGGCCAGUAUCCAGCAAUCUUGAUCUCGUGUUUGGUCAAUUUGCUACUUAAGAAGGAAACUGGGCCAUGUUAACUAGUGCAGAGACUUCUGGAAUCUUUACUGGGGAUGCGCCAGUCAGCUAUUGGCCAAUUGUAUUCUCCCUGGCGCCAGUAACAGUCUUGACUGUCUUUGUGAAACUUAACUUGGCCCAUAUUGUGCGAUGCAUUUAUGUAUUUUUUGUGCAAUUUUAACUCAUUUCGGGCCCCAGUAAUAUGAGAGAAAAAGUUGAUUUUAUUUCCUUCAAACCUUGAUGUGUCCUUCAUAGACUGCAAAACAGGCCAUAUUUUUGCGUUUUCAAGUACGUGUGAGCAGUCAAACAAAGAACGAGGCUGAAAACAGAGAGUGAGACUGGGGAGAUACUUUAAAAAUACUUUUUUCCCACGCUUCACACGCGUAAGACUCUUACUCCACGCUUUACCGAUUUCUUUACUGAUUUUGAGAAAACCGACUGUUUUGAAGUCUGUUUUGCACUGCCUCAAGAAACUCUGAUUUUUAGUUCUCAGAAGAUAAAAUUAACUAGUGUCCUCAAGGAUGAGUUAUUAAGUGAUUUGUACAAAAAAAAAAAAACUAGCAACAAGACAGUGGUAGUAUCAUAUAAAAGAAAACAAAGUAGAAGUCGCUAUAUUGAAGGUACAGUAUAACCUCAUACUUUGUUAGGAAUCCUCCAAGAUCAAAGAUUUAGAUUGGUGUUAUUUACUGUAACAUUUUACUUAAGUGUCAGCGAAUGUGUAAAUAAGAAAAAUUAUUAUCUGAACCGAACUUUGUUUUAGAGGGAGUGAAACACACUAGAUUGUUGUGCAGUGAACUCUCUUUAACACAGACAUCAUUGGGGCUGGAUCUAUGAGUCCAUCUAAAACGGGUGUGCACCUUAAAGAGACUCCAAUGAAAGAAUUAUUGUCAUCCACAGGGAUGUGGGUGUUGGAAGAUUAUCGCUUCACCUUUGCUCGACAGCUUUUAUUUGACCGGUAACUGCAGCGAAGAAUUUGAAAACACAAAAACUAGUCUAAAAUGGCGAUUGUAGGUGUUCAAAAUUGUAUGGGUGUAAAGAGGCACUUUGGAUUCACAGUGCCCACACGCCUUCUAGUUCUUGUUUUUAAACUUACCGUGAUCUCGCGUUCGUUUUCAUUCUACAUCUAGAGAAUAAAGAGUUUGUGAACGUUCUAUAGAAUCACGGAUAGAUAGUGUCGCACUUUCCGCUUGUUUUUAACCUACAGAGCCGAAAUUGCCUGGCGGAGCAAAGAGCAUUUUUAUCUGUAAUUAUUAAAUUUCAGGUAUCGAUAGCUGGAUCAGCUUUUCAGCUGCCUUAGUUUGCAGCGUUUGUUUUCUAAGAAAAUUGUUUAAAAUUAAAUUGAAAUGUUAAAUUUAUAGACAAUAAUUCUUAAAACAAAAUGCAUUUUUCAAUUGUUUUAACUAAAUUAAAUAUCGUUCAAUUUUUAUGUAAUAUUAGGAUAUAUCAUUUAUUUGCU
Messenger RNA from Porites lobata, 7446 nucleotides. The record is from the annotation of a GenBank genome assembly. NCBI's taxonomy places the organism in Eukaryota, Metazoa, Cnidaria, Anthozoa, Scleractinia, Poritidae.